Messenger RNA from Talaromyces amestolkiae, 906 nucleotides. RefSeq lists its product as uncharacterized. The coding region runs from base 1 to 906 and encodes 301 amino acids. Gene Ontology annotation, molecular function: catalytic activity. NCBI's taxonomy places the organism in Eukaryota, Fungi, Ascomycota, Eurotiomycetes, Eurotiales, Trichocomaceae. The transcript has 3 exons. The record is from RefSeq and is a predicted model, not a curated record.
AUGUCAAUCACAAUCCAGACUACGCAGAUCCCCCAUCUCGGGGGUAUAACAGCAAAUUACGCCUUUGCGAAUGGUUCUCAUGACCCCAGCAAGCCAACAUGCGUUCUGAUCACAGCAAUGAGCAUGAAUAUACAGCUUUUCAAAGACCAAUUCAACGACGCGAAACUCACAAAUGCCAUAAAUCUGCUCGCAAUCGAGCCUCUGGGCCACGGCGGCACAUCCUCUGCCUCUGAGCAUUUUACAUACUGGGAUUCAGCGCAGACCGCAUUGCAGGUUAUCGACAAGCUUGGGAUUCAAAAAGUAUUUGCGCUUGGGGUCAGUCAAGGUGGAUGGAUUGUCACACGGAUGGCACUCCUGGCUCCGGAGAAGAUCCUCGGACUCGUGCUCCUUGGAACAUCACUCGACUCUGAAUCACCCGAAUCUCGUGAACUAGGCUCCUGGAAUCCAGCCCAGUUGCUGACGCCAUUCUAUGAGGGUUUGUCAGCUCUAAAAGAUACACCCGAUUUCGUAAUUGACGAUGCCUGGUGUGGCGCCUUCGCUGGUGUCGGUGGUUUUGGACCAAACAUAACCCCCGAAACAGUUGAAUUCUGGACCAAGAUCUUCAAAGACACAUACAAGGGAGAUGAAGGCCGAAAAAAGGUUCGAAUGGCACUCAUCUGCCUCCUAGAGAGGGAUGGGCUUCUUCUCCGUAUCAAGGACGUUACUUGCCCGGUUCACUGGUUGCAGGGCACCGAUGAUUACAUCUUCGGGACCAAGCUUCCGGCAGAUCAUAUCACACGCUUUACUUCUGCAAAGGAGUCGGAACUGACGAUUGUACCGGGUGGUGCACAUUACCUAAACACAUCAAGUCCAGCGGAGGUCAAUGCGGCGUUGUUGGCUUUUGUGACUAAACACUAUACAUCAUGA